Molecule: messenger RNA, 3157 nt
Organism: Diabrotica balteata
Lineage: Eukaryota; Metazoa; Arthropoda; Insecta; Coleoptera; Chrysomelidae
Source: the annotation of a GenBank genome assembly
CACAUACAUACAUCGUUCUGUCUGUACUUUGUAGGCUGGAUUAGGUUUUUGGGUACCUAUUUAUGUAGAGUGCAAUUAAUGGAGGUUUAAAGUUAUAUUAAGUAGCUCUUUUUAAAUUAGAAAACCAUGUCUGAUGAAGGUGGUCCUAACGUAAAAAGUCUUCGUGGUUUUCGUUAUCAAAAGAAACCGCUACUUACACAAGAUGGUCUCAAUUCUUCUCCGUCAUCCGGAUCCCCCGUAAGAAGUCGAAUUGUACCAGUUUCGUCGGAUUCAGAUACGGAACCUGAAACCAAAACAACAGACCCUGCGAAUACGGCAGAACCCGAAACCAAAACAACAGACCCUGCAAAUACGACAGAACCCCCACAAAAUAACGCAAUUUCUGAAGUGGAAAAAUCAGCUGAUUCAAGUUUGGCCCAAAAAAGCGAUACAGAAUCUAAUCGAACACAACAGCCAGUGCCAAAGCCAGCCACUCCUGUCCAAGUUGCUAAUAACAGCACUGUUACUAUGAAAUUCAAUGGUUACUAUACACCAAGAACUACAAAGAAUCCUUCAAUUCUAGAGAAGGAAAAGCAAAUGAAGUUUCUUUUAGAAAUAUUUCCCAAUUUAGAUGCUAUGAAAAUUCAUAACUGUCUUUCAAAACACAGUUUCAAUACUGAUGCAGCUGCUGCAGAAUUAUCAAAGUUUUACAAUAAACCUGUUGAACAUGGUUACACAGAGUGGAGACAGGAUUAUGACAAGAAGAAUGAUGAAGCCAAGAAAUUUGAAUUGGCCAAUUCUGAUUUGUUUAUUAAAGCUGCUCAAAACACACAGCAAACUCAAGGUGUAAAAAGGGAACAAGAGGACCAGUUAAAGAAGAAGAAAGUUAAGAGAAAGAAAACUUAUGAUAGUGAUGAUAGUACUGGAAAUCCAGAAUAUAAGGAUGAAAAAGUGUUUGACAGUGAUGAAGAUUCAGAUGUCGAAAUUAGUAAAGAACUGACUGGUGACAGGAAAAAAGUGUUUGACUUUUUCCAGUGCGCUACUAUCAAUGAAUUGCAAUUAAUAAACACUUGUUCGAAAAAGAAAGCAGAAGCUAUUAUAGAUUUACGACCGUUUGCUGACUGGAAAGAUCUGGUAACGAAAAUAGAGAACAGCAAGAACUUGGGCGGUGAUUUACUCAAUAACGGUCAAGAAGUGAUUACCACUCGAAAUAACAUUAAGAAUUUAAUGAAGAAAUGUACAAAUCUGGCACAGCAAUUAGAGAGAGCUGUGGCUGCAGGGGCUGGCGUUAAGGAGCAGCCUAGUAUAUUAUCCUCGUCUCUAAAACUGACAAGUUAUCAAAUGGUAGGCUUGAAUUGGUUAGCGGUGUUGUAUUCUCAGGGCGUCAACGGCAUUUUGGCUGACGAAAUGGGACUGGGAAAAACGGUACAAAUUAUAGCGUUCCUCGCCCACUUGAAGGAGACUGGAGCCGCGUCCAGUACCCACCUGGUUAUAGUGCCUUCGUCAACACUAGAUAAUUGGAAAAACGAAUUUGCAAGAUGGUGUCCAGAAUUGCGAGUAUUUAUGUAUUACGGAAGCCAAGAUGAACGACGGCAGUUCAGAAUUGACUUAUCUAAAGGGAUGCUAGCGGAGUUUGAUGUCAUACUCACGACGUAUACAAUGGUUGGAAAUAGUUCAGAAGAGAGAAAAAUGUUCCGAGUGACAAGGAUGCAUUAUGUAAUCUUCGAUGAAGCACAUAUGUUGAAAAAUAUGAAUACUCUUCGUUAUGAAAAUUUAAUAAAAAUAAACGCUAAACAUAGGAUACUGUUAACCGGAACUCCGUUACAAAAUAAUUUAUUAGAACUAAUGUCGUUGUUGAUAUUUGUGAUGCCGAAUAUAUUCGCUGAAAAAACGGUGGAUUUGAAGAACUUAUUCCAAAAAAAUUCUAAAAAACAAGAAGACGACUCUCUACCUACCUUUGAAAAGGAGCAAAUCGAACAAGCCAAAAGAAUUAUGAAACCGUUCCUUUUGCGAAGACUGAAAUGUGACGUCCUUCGGGAUCUUCCCAAGAAAACCGACCACGUUAUCCACGUACCUAUGGUUCCAUCGCAAAAAGAGAAUUACGAACAAUUGGUGGCUUCCUACAAAAACGUUAACGGGAACGGAGAAAAUUCUUAUACCGGCAUGAGUAUUAUGACAGAUCUGAGGAAAUUGAGCAAUCAUCCGCUACUGAUGAGGUUCCAUUACGACCAAGGAAAGUUGGAGGAAAUUGCCAAUCUGCUAGCUUUAGAUCCAGGUUACAAAGAUACCGUAGUACAAUAUAUUGUGGAGGAUUUGAUGUUUAUGUCUGAUUUUGAAAUACACACCUUAGCCAAGGAAUUUGAGUGUUUAACACCAUUUCUACUGCCAGAUCAUUUAAUGUUAACCUCGGGUAAGUUCCUACAGCUCGACAAAAUGUUGGUGGAACUGAAAGAAAACAAUCAUAGAGUAUUAAUAUUCAGCCAGUACGUUAUAAUGUUGAACAUAGUGGAGGAAUAUUUAAGGAUUAGGAAUUAUAAGUAUAUGCGACUAGAUGGAAGUACAGCUGUCAGUAUUAGGCAGGACCUUAUAAACGAAUUUACCGACGACCCCAGCUACUUCAUUUUCCUCUUAUCAACUCGAGCUGGAGGUCUAGGAAUCAAUCUGACCUCCGCGGAUACGGUGAUCAUACACGAUAUCGACUUCAAUCCGUAUAAUGACAAACAAGCAGAAGACAGAUGUCACCGAAUGGGCCAAAGCAGACCGGUUACAGUGUACAGAUUAAUUUCGCAAGGUACGAUCGAAGAGGGCAUGCUGGAAAUGAAUAAAGAAAAAUUAAAGUUAGAAAGGGACAUUACGGCUGAUGAAUCCGAUAAUCCAGACGUCAAAAGUGUCGUGAGGCUGCUAUCAUCUGCGUUAGGCAUCGACUCGUCUAAAGCUUCAACCUUAGCUACAGCUACAGUUACACCAAAAAAGAAAUCCUGAACGUUACAUGUUUAAAACCUUUUUGUACACUUUUUACGUAAAUAUUACCUCGUUGGUAGGAUUAAUAACGUUUGUUACUUGUCUAUUAGACUCAUGGGAUAUAGUUCAUUUCACGAAAACCUGCACAGUGGUUGAUCCAUUUUCUGUUUGUUUAGUUCGUCUAUAUAUUUUAAAUAAAAGUAUUUUUUCAAUAUCA